CUUACAUUAACUCUUUUCUCUUACUUCUGGAGCAUGCGUACUGCGAGGGUUGAGAUUUAGACUCGUUGAAAUUCGUGGCAAGACUGGACCAUUACCAAAGUCGGCCGCCUUAUAUCUCUUCACGAGUGGCAGAGUAUCCCCACCACUCCACUUUAUUCUGAAAGCAUACAUAUUGUGUAGAUUAUUGAAUGUAUAAGUGAUCCAAUUAUAUAUUUACAUUAUUUGUUUUGUAUUAUUUGUGGAAAACGCGUAAGGCAAAAACUGUAAUGUGUACUUGUCGAAAUUCAAAACAAACUGAACUAGUAACUAUCAAAGUUGUUCGAAGGCGCGCCUUUUUGUUGUCACGGGUGGGAAAAUAUCUCCACCACACCAUUUCAAUCUAAAAUAAAAUAAUCUGCAUAGAGUUUUGAAAGUAUGAGCGAUGUACUCAUGUACUUACAUAACUAAUACUUGCGUGGAUCGUGUCCUACGAUUACUUCGUGUUGAAUUUAUCGGUGUACAAUUCAAAAUUAAUUUUGUAAUUGUCACAGUUAUUUGUAAACCCGAGUAUAUUAUUUAUAUGAGGCGAACUAUUCCGAGAUUAUUAUUUUUAAGUAUUGAUUUUUUGAAUUAAAAUUAUAAUAAAUCAAUAUCUUUGAUUUGGAUCAAAAAAUGUAAUCCUUACAAGCGAUGAGAAAAUCAUCUGCUUCGCGAAAACGAAACACCCACCAUUGAAGCAUUUAUAUCAAUAUCAGUAUGUGUAAUAUGUUUCUUUUCUUUUGCUGCGAUGUUCAAAAAACGUCGACGAAACUUUUUUCUGCAAAAAUGUCAAAAACAUUGUUUAUGCCAACAGGAAAUCCAGGCAAAAUUUUUGACUGAUUUUAAUAUCUGAGAUCUCGUUGUAAAGAUGUAGGUUUAGAUGAGGACAUAGCUUUUUCAAAUUUUUGAAGUAGCUUUAUAUUUAUGCAUAAACUAUUCUCACAAAAACAUCUUUUUUGACACAUCUUUUUCCAAAGAAUAUGAAGUUUUUUCAAAAAUUCGAUAAAGUCGUCUCCAUUUUUAAACCCUCUUCAUUUCUUGAGUCUUCAUUUUUAAAUGAAGCUUUUUUCAUCAAAAUCGGUCAUAAAUUACGCUUAUUAUUGUUUAUGGACUCAUUAUUUAUGGUGUAAGCAUCAUAAAAUCGGGUGCGAUCAAAAGCUUUAAAUAUUCAAUUGAUUUCUUUAACAUAACCUAAAUUUAUAACGAAAUCGAUUGAACACGUGUAUUUGCGUUGACACGCAGAGAUCAAGAUACUUUUUUAUUGGAUAUAAUUUAUAUUUAAUAUAUACACAAUUGUGAUUAAGAAAAAUAAACUGUAAUUAGUGAUAUUUCUGAAAAAUUUCAUAGAAUUAUGUCUGAAACAGAAAACAGAGAAAUAUAUAUUGCAUAUGACUCGACUAUGCCAGAAACAAACGAAAAUAAAAUCUUCAAUUGUGCUUAUUCGGAUAUUACAGAUGAUUCUAAUGAUAGUAAAAGUAUAUUACUGGAAUCGGUAAGAUUUAAUAAUUAUAUUAUAGAUACGAAUGUAUUUUAUCCAUUAAAUGAUGAAGCACACGAAACACAUGAAGCAUGUAAUUCUACAUCUGAACCGAUAGAAGAAAAUAAAUAUCAAAAAAUAAUCCAUUCUGAUAAAGCUAUUACUAACAUUGAAUGUAUUAGUACAGAACCUAUUAAUGAUGACAAGGUUGAAUGUAUAGCUACAGAACUUAUUAUAAAUGAUAAUGCUAAACAUGUAGAAAUUAUUACUGAAGAAGCCAAUAAUCUUGGUAUUCACAUUUCUACCAUGGAUAAUGAUAAUAUAAUUUCAUAUAAAAUACCAGAUAGCAAAACAACUUCAUCUCUUUCUGCAAUUGCUGUAGAAUAUGAUUCUGAUAUAGAUAAUGAAGAUAGUGUAUAUACUGAUACAAAUAAAAGUUUGCAUCUUAAUAAAAAUCAAAAUAAUGAAAAUAUAGAAAUCUUAAAUUGUGAAAAUACAAAUAUGUAUCGUGUAAAGAAUGAACAGUUAUCUAGUAAAGAUAGUGAUAGUGAUAGUGAUAGCGACAAUGAUGAUUUUAGCAAUAGUAGUGAUUCAUCAGUAAUAGUUUUACCAAAUGAUUCAGAUGAAAAUAGCGACAGUGAAACAAAGAGAAAUAAAAUAAAUGAUAAAAAACAAUCUAAGGAAAAGGAACUAAAAAGUGAGUUAGAUGAUCUUCCUCCAAUAGAAGAUCUUAAAAUAUCUGUAUCUGAAAACUCAUGUGAUUUAGUUGGAGAAGUUGCCUGGAUGGUUGAACAAUUAGUAGUUGUCCGUCCUAAAGCUAGUAAACCAACUCUUAAUUUAGAUACUGUCCUUUUUAUUGAUAAAGGAAAAAGAGCAUUAGGUAGGAUAUUUGAUGUUUUUGGACGAGUUUCUGAUCCACAUUACUGUGUACGAUUUAAUAGUCCUGCACAUAUAAAAGAAAAUGAAAUUAGUAUUGGCAUGGAAGUUUAUUAUUGUCCAAACUCACCAUAUACAUCCCUCGUCUUUUUACAUGAAUUAACUAAAAUGAAAGGUACUGAUGCUGUUGAUGAUGAAGAGGCUCCAGAUUUUUCUGAUGAUGAAGAAGAAAGGAAAUAUUAUGAAAAUUUAAAACAAAAGAAAGUAAAUGAAAUAAUUAGUUCAGAAGAGAAUACUCCACAUAAGCGAAGACGCAAGUCAACAUCGAGUUGGCAGUCUAACCAUCCUUGGAAUAGAAACAUAGUAAAAAAUUUUAAAGGAAGGAAAUCUCAUGUUAGGAAGAAUGAUAAUUCUGCUAUAUCUAAUUCAUAUAAUUCACCAUGGACAUCGUUUCCAUAUUUUAAUAAUUUAAAUUACACAACUAAUUUUCAACAAAUGCAUUCAACGCAUAAUGGACUUUAUGGAUAUAUGCCCUAUUCAAAUAACUUGCAAACUAACAGUAUAAAUCAAAAUUCCAAUAAGUACAAUAUCAACUCUCAAUGUAUUAAUAUCAGCAGGAAUGAAACAACAACACCAAACCCUAAAAUCCCUUUUGAAAUGCUUCCCAGGUUUCAAUCUGCUGCAUCAGUUAGUGUUAAUAGACACAAUACAUUUUCAACUCCAGAUAUAAGAUAUCCACAUACAGAUAUAUAUUGGCAAUCACAAACUUCAUAUGUAACUUCACCCUUAUCAUUUUUACCUCCACCACCACCACCUCCACCUCCACCUUCCAUAGAACAAAACCAUGAUACUUUACAAUAACAAUGUAUUAAUGUCAAAUGAAAAUAAUAAAAUUAUAAAUAAAAAAUAUUUCAGAUCUAACCAUAUUACCAUUUUUAUUAAAUAUUAGUAUUAGUAAAAUUUCUUUACUUUGUAUAAAUAUUUAUAUACACUUUUAUAUUUGCAUAUUAAACAUAAUGUAUUCAAAUGUUUUACCUCAUUAGAUUAACAUAAUA
This is a messenger RNA of Vespula vulgaris, 3426 nucleotides long. RefSeq names its product H/ACA ribonucleoprotein complex non-core subunit NAF1. The transcript has 5 exons. The record is from RefSeq and is a predicted model, not a curated record. The coding region runs from base 1370 to 3232 and encodes 620 amino acids. Gene Ontology annotation, molecular function: RNA binding. Gene Ontology annotation, cellular component: sno(s)RNA-containing ribonucleoprotein complex. NCBI's taxonomy places the organism in Eukaryota, Metazoa, Arthropoda, Insecta, Hymenoptera, Vespidae. Gene Ontology annotation, biological process: pseudouridine synthesis; ribosome biogenesis; box H/ACA snoRNP assembly.